UUCUCCCUCACCUCGUCACCUCAUUCCAGCCUUGCUGCUGUUCUAGAAUUUCUUCGCUGCUAUCUAGAUUCCUGUGUAUAUUCUGUAUUCUGUUCAUACCUGUGCCGCCAUCGUUGACAUCCCACCACCUCUCCGUCACUGCGAUCGCCAUGAUUUGAAAUCAUCGCUCAGCAACGUGGAUGUCUUCUAGCCAUCGACUGAUACAGAACUACCGAUCAUGGCAACGCUGGCUACCUCCCCUCCAUCGUCGCCUUCAUGGCCCAAACGACGCCCCCGGGCAUGGGCUCUCCGCAUUGAACGCUAUUGCUGCACCGCGGCAUCUUUCUUCCCCUUGGCCUUUGUCUACAGCUUGACGACAUGGGCGGUCUAUGUCGAGGCCAGUGUGGGCUUCAAGCCGUGCGACAGUGCUUGGAUUGGUCUACCCAGUUCCCUCCUCGGAAUCAUCCUCUACAUCUGCCUUAAUGCCUGCUAUAGUGUCGCCGUUUUCACCGAUCCCGGAUCCCCCCUCACGCCGAGCGGCCGCGGUCGACACGAAUACAGCGCGCUCCCGGUCACCGAGUUACCACAGUAUACCGCCUACACAGUGAGUUCGACCGGCGGAUCUCGGUUCUGCAAGAAAUGCCAGUGCCCGAAACCGGACCGGGCGCAUCACUGCUCGACGUGCAAGCGCUGCGUGCUGAAAAUGGACCACCACUGUCCGUGGCUGGCGACCUGUGUGGGGUUGUACAAUUACAAGGCGUUCCUGUUGUUCCUGAUAUACACGUCGAUCUUCUGCUGGGUGGAUUUCUUCGUGGCGGCGCUGUGGAUUUGGACGGAAAUGCUGGACGACAGUAAAUACAUCGACGUGGAUAAGAUGCUGCCGAUUAAUGUGGUGCUGUUGGCGGUGCUGGGCGGAAUCAUCGGGCUGGUACUGUCAGGGUUUACGGUCUGGCAUAUUAGCCUGGCGCUACGGGGUAUCACGACGAUUGAGUGUCUGGAGAAGACGCGGUAUGUGUCGCCAUUGCGGAAAGCGCUGGAUCGCCACCGCUACGACCAGCUGCUGGGAAGUGAGGGAGGCGAUCGGGAGGGAUUGAGCCACCGGCUACAGGACUACGGGGGACAGAUCCUCGAUGCCCAUGCCAACGCGAUCCCAGGAGUGACCCGGCCUGAAGAGGGGGAAGAAGAGAUUUUGCCCGGUCAGUCCGAGACUCGGAUGACGCCGGCCCAGCAGUCGCUAUCGCGGUCGUAUGCGGAGAUGGAGCGACAGCGCGAGCACGACCGGUACCAAAAUUACCUGGACGAGGAGGACAGUGAAAAGAUGCCGCACGCGUUCGACCUGGGAUGGCGACGCAACCUGCGGCAUUUGUUCGGCGACCGUCCGCUGCUGUGGCCGGUGCCGGUUUGUACGACCUCGGGCGAUGGCUGGCACUGGGAGCCGAGCGUGAAGUUCAUGGAAGCCCGCGAUCGGGUGCGACAGCGCCGGGAGGAAGAUGCCGCGCGGCAGCAGCAAUACCAGCGAGAUCUGUACCAGCGGAAUAUGAACAACAGCCAAGCGUGGGCGGGAACGGAUCGGGCAGCGACCUGGACGCCGAGCCAGCCACUGGACGUGGUACGCGACCCGGAGCGGCCUGACACGGGCGUAUCGAUGAAGACGCUACCUCCGAUGUCACCGCGCCCACGACCGGGCGAGGUGGUGAGCGAUGAGGAGGAGGCGGGGGAGGCGGGGGGCAGUCGGGGCCAAGGGGAAGACGAAUGGCGGAACUGGGAUUAGAGGCGGGGAAUAUAGGCCACGGUAAAUAUGUACAUGUAUAGUUAGCACGGAGUAAGGUGUUGAUAAUUGAUGAAUGAUGCGCCAUGGCAUGUAUGCCUGAAUUGGAAGGCAGCAACCCAGAGGCCAACUGGCCUCCCCUCAUACUGAC
Molecule: messenger RNA, 1898 nt
Organism: Aspergillus ibericus CBS 121593
Lineage: Eukaryota; Fungi; Ascomycota; Eurotiomycetes; Eurotiales; Aspergillaceae
Product: DHHC family palmitoyltransferase
Exons: 2
Coding region: 218-1750 (510 amino acids)
Molecular function (GO): palmitoyltransferase activity
Source: RefSeq, a predicted model, not a curated record